AUGAGACAACUAGAAUCUCUUGAUUUGUCACUAAAUCAACUUUCUGGUGUAAUUCCUCCCAGCAUGUCGAGUUUGACAUUCUUGAGUCACUUGAACUUGUCUUUUAACAAUUUGACAGGGUCUAUUCCAUCAAGUACUCAACUUCAAACCAUGAAUGAAUCCGGUUUUUAUGGCAACAAUCUUUGUGGGCCUCCACUCACAAGCUGCAACCCAAUCAAGACACUCCCUCCUAAAGAAGAUCGACAAGGAAGUGAAGAAGAUGGAGAGGGAUUUUCGGAAGCGUUGUUCUUUGCAAGCAUGGCACUUGGAUUUGCAGUUGGGUUUUGGAUUGUGUUGGGUCCUAUACUGUUCAAGAGGCCUUGGAGAAUCACUUAUUUUCGGGUGCUAGAAGAUAUUUGGCAUAAACUUUGCGAUUUCAUUUUUGAAUGUCGCUAUAUAUUUCGUAGAUGA
This is a messenger RNA of Rhododendron vialii, 450 nucleotides long. RefSeq names its product receptor-like protein EIX2. The record is from RefSeq and is a predicted model, not a curated record. Gene Ontology annotation, molecular function: protein binding. The transcript has a single exon. Bases 1 to 450 code for a protein of 149 amino acids. Lineage: Eukaryota; Viridiplantae; Streptophyta; Magnoliopsida; Ericales; Ericaceae.